Molecule: messenger RNA, 2141 nt
Organism: Apaloderma vittatum (bar-tailed trogon)
Lineage: Eukaryota; Metazoa; Chordata; Aves; Trogoniformes; Trogonidae
Gene: GZF1
Product: GDNF-inducible zinc finger protein 1
Exons: 5
Coding region: 21-2141 (706 amino acids)
Biological process (GO): regulation of cytokine production; negative regulation of transcription by RNA polymerase II; regulation of immune system process
Molecular function (GO): protein binding
Source: RefSeq, a predicted model, not a curated record
UUUUCUUAGAGAGAAGAAAGAUGGAAAGCAAUGCGGUUCUGCUGGAAUCCAAAUCCUCUCCGAUCAACCUCCUCAAUGAGAUGCACCAGCUGCGUCUGCUGGGCCACCUCUGCGAUGUGACGGUCAGCGUGGAGUACCAAGGCGUCCGGGCAGAGUUCGUGGCACACAAGGCUGUGUUAGCAGCGACGAGCAAGUUUUUCAAGGAGGUGUUCCUCAAUGAGAAGGGCGUGGAUGGCCCCAGGACCAACGUGUUGCUCAAUGAGGUCCAGGUUGCUGAUUUUGCUUCAUUCCUCGAGUUCGUCUACACCGCUAGGGUGGAAGUGGAAGAAGACAGAGUGCAGCGUAUGCUGGAAAUAGCGGAAAAGCUGAAGUGCUUGGACCUCUCAGAGACCUGCUUUCAAUUAAAGAAGCAGAUGCUUGAGUCGGUACUGCUGGAGUUGCAAAGCUUCUCGGAAGUGCAGAACUCUGAGGAGGAGAGCGCCGCCCAGCCAAGCAUUUUGCUGGAAUCCAGAGCUUCUACUGCAGCGGAAGCUGAGCAGGCAGACUGUCCUCUGGAUCCUUCAGAUUCCCCAGUGGACAGCGGAGCCUCACUAGAGAUGCCAGCUGCCAAAUCCAAAGAGAAAGCAGACAAAAAGAGGGAAACGGCGAAGACCCCUUAUGCCAAAAUCAGGAGGGCAAGCGGGAGACUGGCUGGGAGGAAGGUAUUUGUGGAAAUCCCAAAGAAGAAGUACACGAGGAGGCUGCGGGAGCAGCAGAAGAACGCAGAGGUUGCCAUUGAAGGAGGCGAGUAUCCUCAAGACCAGGAUAUGUGUGAUACAGAGAGGGAGGAGGAGGAAGAGCAAGCGGAGAACGACGUCAAACCGGAAAGCGAGGGGUGCGACGGCAAUGCAGAGUCAGAAGAAAACCUGAAGAAACCCGAAGACGACAAAAAGAAACGGGGCACCAACUUCAAGUGCAGCACGUGCGAGAAGGAAUUCCUCUACGAGAAAAGCUUUCUCAAGCACAUCAAGCACAACCAUGGCAUCGCAGCCGAAAUCGUUUACCGGUGCGAAACCUGCAGCCAGACCUUCGCCAACCGGUGCAACCUCAAAAGCCACCAGCGCCACGUCCACAGCAGCGAGCGCCACUUCCCUUGUGAGCUCUGCGGUAAGAAGUUCAAGAGGAAGAAGGACGUCAAGAGGCACAUUCUCCAGGUUCAUGAGGGUGGUGGGGAGCGUCAUCAGUGCCAGCAGUGUGGAAAGGGGUUGAGCUCCAAAACUGCCUUGAGGCUUCAUGAAAGGACGCAUACAGGCGACAAGCCUUAUGGGUGCACAGAGUGUGAGGCUAAAUUUUCUCAGCCUUCUGCACUUAAGACACACAUGAGAAUCCACACUGGUGAAAAACCUUUUGUCUGUGAUGAGUGUGGGGCCAGGUUCACUCAGAAUCACAUGCUUAUCUAUCACAAACGGUGUCACACAGGGGAAAGGCCUUUCAUGUGCGAGACAUGCGGGAAGAGCUUUGCCUCCAAGGAGUACUUGAAACACCACAACAGGAUCCACACCGGCUCCAAACCCUUCAAAUGCGAGGUUUGCUUCAGAACCUUUGCGCAGAGGAACUCACUUUACCAGCACAUAAAAGUUCACACAGGGGAGCGCCCCUAUUGCUGUGACCAGUGCGGGAAGCAGUUCACGCAGCUUAACGCCCUGCAGCGUCACCACCGGAUCCACACCGGGGAGAAGCCCUUCAUGUGCAAUGCCUGCGGCCGCACGUUCACUGACAAGUCCACCCUCCGGCGACACACUUCAAUCCAUGAUAAAAACACGCCCUGGAAGUCCUUCCUCGUCAUCGUUGAAGGAGCCUCCAAGAGCGACGAGGGUCACAAAAUGGAGCUUCCCGACGAAGACUACGACGUGUCGCCUAAAAUCCCUGAGAAGCUGCUGUCUUUCUCAGAGAACGGCCACUACCAGAGCUUGGCAGCCGUGCCGGGGAGCGUGACCAUGCUGCAUGACACUGGCUCUGCCGCGGGGACGGGCUGCAAGUCGGAUGGGACCCAAGGUCCCCAGGAAGGUCUCGUCGCAAGCACUUUGCGCGAGCUGACGGUGCUCCAGACACAGACAGACUCUGUUCAGCCACAGCUUCACGCUCUUGUGAACAUGGAAUAA